Molecule: messenger RNA, 318 nt
Organism: Entrophospora sp. SA101
Lineage: Eukaryota; Fungi; Glomeromycota; Glomeromycetes; Entrophosporales; Entrophosporaceae
Source: the annotation of a GenBank genome assembly
AUGUCUUUAAUAAAUAACGAUAACUUUAUACCAGAAGAUUCCUCUAAUGAUGAUACCCAAAAUGAAAGAACUCCAUUGGUACAUCAACAAGCUAAUUUUCAAGAAUCAGAAGAUACUCAAGAUUAUCGAACCUUGAUUGAAUUGGGAAAAUCAACAGCCAAGCAAACUAUAUUCAAUACAGUGAACAUCUUAAUGGGUAUUGCUAUUUUAGCAUUACCACUUGCCUUCAAAUAUUCCGGAUGGGCAUUGGGAUUGAUGAUUUUUUUAUUUUGUUUAAUUCAAACUAAAUACACGGCAAAAACGCUAAAAAAUGUUUAG